AUGGUAACCUUGGGUUUCGCCAGAGCAUCUUCUUCAAGUGAAUGUUGUGCUGUGUUCGAAUCCGAUAUCACGGCUGCACCGAAUAGCAAAGCUUAUAAUUCCACCAUCUACGGAUUUUGGUCGGGUCAAGCACGCGACGAUAAACCAACUUGUGUUGUACAACCUACUACUAGAGAACAUGUGGCUGCAGUGGUGAGAGCUCUUACUCGAUGGCAGUGCCAAUUUUCGGUAAAGGGAGGCGGUCAUACACCAUUCGCUGGAGCGGCAUCAAUAAAUGGUGGAGUUACCAUUGAUUUAGCUAAGCUUAAUACUAUAUCGGUGGAUAAAAAUGUCGGUAUCGCAAAUAUUGGCGCAGGGCUGAAGUGGGGACAGAUUUAUGAGUAUUUGGAAAAUAAGGGUAUGAUGGUCUCUGGUGGUAGAGCAUCUCUGGUUGGAAUUGGCGGCUUAGUCGUUGGAGGUGGUUACUCUUGGUUUGCGCCCCAAAAAGGUUUCGUAGCGGAUACUGUUAUCAACUUCGAGCUUGUGAUUGGAAAUGGUUCAAUUAUCAAUGUAAAUGCCACUUCGAAUUCAGAUCUUUUCGUCGCAUUGAAAGGAGGAGGUAACAAUUUUGGUAUCGUAACUCGCUACGACCUGGAGUCAUUCCCUUUCGAAAAGUUAUGGGGAGGAAUCAUGUCCUAUCGACAAGUUUCUGGUACACAGAGUAUCCUUAAUGUUAUUGAUUAUGUCGCGCCAAUUGUAGCUCCACCUAUUUACUCCGAUGCACUGGCGAUUCCGGGUUUAAUAUCUAGCACAAUGCGAAUCACAAAUUGCGGAAAUGUACGAAAGAGCCGUGAAUAUCUCGAACAAAACUUGGAACCUCUCAAAGAUAUUACGGGGUUUGUUUGGUCCAUUCUCUUUCAACCUAUUCCACUUAUCGUCAGCGAACAUUCAAUAGCAAAUGGUGGAAACAUUAUGGGUGUGGAUCGGAAUAAAGACAAUUUGACACUCUUUUUGGUCUACGUGACUUGGCUUGAAGCUUCGGAUGACCAAAAGUUCACUGAUGCAGCUUAUGCUACGGUUGAUGAGAUCAAUGCGGUGGCGGAGAAUCUUGGAGUUACCAAUCCUUUUAUUUAUCUCAAUUAUGCAGGAAGAAAGCAAAAUCCAUUGACGGGAUAUGGAGAGGAGAAUAUUGAAAAGAUGAGAUCUCUGAGUGAGAAGUAUGAUCCUCGAGCGACUUUUCAGAUUUUGGUCAAAGGGGGAUUUAAAAUUCCGGGUAUGGAAAUCGUUAUGGACUAG
This is a messenger RNA of Botrytis porri, 1275 nucleotides long. RefSeq lists its product as uncharacterized. The transcript is spliced from 5 exons. Gene Ontology annotation, molecular function: FAD binding. Bases 1 to 1275 code for a protein of 424 amino acids. Lineage: Eukaryota; Fungi; Ascomycota; Leotiomycetes; Helotiales; Sclerotiniaceae. The record is from RefSeq and is a predicted model, not a curated record.